Messenger RNA from Eruca vesicaria subsp. sativa (arugula), 3644 nucleotides. The record is from the annotation of a GenBank genome assembly. Lineage: Eukaryota; Viridiplantae; Streptophyta; Magnoliopsida; Brassicales; Brassicaceae.
AUGCAAAGAACGCUCUCACUUGCGGCUGCUAAGUCUUCUCCUUCACCUCUCUCUCUUCUUCCUCUCAUGGCUAAGUUACAGUGCAGGACAAUUCAGAAUUUUCCAGCUUUAUCUUCCUCUUCAAUAGUUAGGAUUGAUAAAGUCUUUAGAAAUGUAUCUCAGUUUCAGUUUAAAAGAGAGAACGCAAAUUGUUUUAAGCUAACUUGCGCAGUUUCUUCGAUUAGUUCUGUUAGUUAUGCUGCGCAUUGGAGCGGUUUAAGUUUAAGGUCUUUUGGAAGUAGUUACAGAACGUUUCCAGGGAGAUGUUUUUCUCAAGUCCCUAAUACUGGAAAUAAAGAUAAGAAGCGGAAGAAGCAUGAGGUUUUGGCUUCCUCUGGAGUUGAAGUUGUGACUUCUACUGAACUGGUUAGUAGUGGCAUCAAGGUGGAGUUAUCAACUGCAGCUUCACCUGUUAGGGAUGGUGAGAAAGUCUCUAGUGUUAAACCAAAACGGCGCACAAAGAGCAAGAAAGUUGAAGAUAAAUCUGCUUCAGCGGUUUUGGUUUUGGAGGAGGUUUCUGUAGAGGAGAGUUUGAAGACUGUUAUCAAGCCGAAACGUUCUGGUUCUGGAAAUAGGAAGUCUUCGUCUGUUAAGAAGGAGGUGGCAAAAGAUCCAACUGUGGAGGAGCCCAAAAGUUCUGCUCCAUCACAUUCCAAGUCAACAGAAGCUAAGCAAGCCUCUCCUGUCAAAACGAAACGGCGGCCAAAGAGUAAGAAAGUUGAUGAUAAAUCUUCUUCAGCAGUAUCAGUUUUGGAGGAGGUCUCUGUUGAAGAGAGUUCAAAAAUUGUUCCCAAGCCAAAAAAAUCUGGUUCUGGAAGUCGGAAGUCUUCAUCUGCUAAGAAGGAGGUGACAAAAGCUCCCAUUGUGGAAGGAACCAAAAGUUCUUCUCCAUCUAAAAAGAAGCAGGUUCCUCAAGCUCAACCCAUGCAAAACGUCAUAGAGCAUCGAGGUCAAAAUGCUUCUAAACCACUUUUUCCGCCAAGUGGAAAGUCUGUUAUUGUCGUUGAGUCAAUCACAAAAGCAAAGGUUAUUCAGGGUUAUCUUGGUGACAUGUAUGAGGUUUUGCCAAGUUAUGGUCAUAUCAGAGACCUGGCCUCAAGGUCUGGUUCAGUGAGGCCAGAUGACGAUUUUAGCAUGGUUUGGGAGGUUCCAUCUUCCGCUUGGACUCAUAUUAAGAGCAUAAAAGUGGCAUUAAAUGGAGCUGAAAAUCUGAUUCUUGCAUCGGAUCCAGAUCGUGAAGGAGAGGCUAUUGCCUGGCACAUCAUUGAGAUGUUGCAGCAGCAAGGUGCUUUACAUGAGAGCAUGACAGUAGCAAGGGUUGUUUUUCAUGAAAUAACCGAGUCAGCCAUAAAAACUGCACUCCAAUCCCCAAGAGAAAUUGAUGGGGACUUGGUACACGCCUAUCUGGCACGGCGUGCUCUUGAUUAUCUAAUCGGGUUUAAUAUUUCACCUCUACUUUGGAGGAAACUUCCGGGUUGUCCAUCUGCUGGGAGAGUCCAGUCUGCUGCUUUAGCUCUUAUAUGUGAUAGAGAAAGUGAAAUUGACGGAUUUAAACCUCAGGAAUACUGGACUGUAGGGAUCAAAGUGCAAGGGAAAGAUAGUUCAUCCACUGUUUCAGCUCACUUGACCAGUUUAAAUUCAGAAAAGUUAAAUCAGCUUUCUAUCAGCUCUGAAGCAGAUGCACAGGAUAUUGAGCAAAGGAUCAGAUCAGAAGGUUUUCUAGUGAAGGGCAUUAAGAAAAGCACUACACGGAGAAAUCCACCAACUCCAUAUAUAACAUCAACCCUCCAACAGGAUGCUGCUAACAAAUUGCAUUUUUCAUCAGCAUAUACUAUGAAGCUUGCACAAAAACUAUAUGAGGGUGUUCAACUGUCUGAUGGUCAAUCAACUGGUCUUAUAACAUACAUGCGGACAGAUGGUUUACAUAUAGCUGAUGAAGCUAUUAAAGAUAUACAGUCCUUGGUGGCAGAAAGGUAUGGGGAGAAGUUUACAUCAGAUGGUCCUCGUAAAUAUUUUAAAAAGGUUAAGAACGCUCAAGAGGCGCAUGAAGCUAUUAGACCUACCAAUAUACGUAGAUUACCCUCAACGAUUGCUAGCCUGCUUGAUGCGGAUUCUCUAAAAUUGUAUACCUUAAUAUGGUCACGAGCUGUGGCAUGUCAGAUGGAGCCUGCUUCUGUUGUUCAGAUACAAAUUGAUAUUGGAAACGCAUCUGAAUCCAUUAUCUUCAGAUCAUCAUGCUCAAAAGUCGAUUUCCUUGGAUACCAGGCAGUUUACGAGGACCCUGAAGCUAAGGCAAUCAAAACCAAAGACGAUGAUAAGAGUAGUGAGCGGGAGGAAACUUUUGAAACGCUCAGUUUGUUGAAGGAUGGGGAUCUGCUACAUAUUGGUGAAGUGGAGCUCAAGCAGCACCAUACUCAGCACCCACCACGCUAUUCCGAAGGGUCACUGAUUAAAAAGCUCGAGGAGCUCGGGAUAGGUAGACCCUCGACAUAUGCAUCUAUUUUUAAAGUUUUACAGGACAGAAAGUACCUAACAGUAAAGAGCCGAGUACUGUAUCCGGAAUUCCGAGGGAGGAUGGUUUCAGCUUUUCUUACCAACUAUUUCACCGAGGUCACAGACUACAGUUUUACUGCUGAUAUGGAGACUGAGCUUGACAACGUUUCUGGUGGCGUUACUAAUUGGAAAGGUCUCCUAAGAGAUUACUGGACACGAUUCAGCGCGUAUUGUAAACGUGUCGAAAGUGUCCAAAUCCAACAGGUGGAGAAAAUGUUGGAAAAAAAAUACGAGGACUUUAUAUUUUCUUCCCUUCCUGAUCCAACCAGGACUUGCCCGAGUUGUUCGGAAGGCACCUUGAUUUUCAAAGUUAGCAAGUUUGGUUCGGGGUAUUUCAUUGGUUGUGAUGGCUACCCUUCGUGCAAAUUCAUUGCCAAAACACUUUAUGGAGAGGAUGAAGAUGAAGAUGAUUCUCCAAGGAAUACCUGCGUAGAAGAGCCCAAAUUGCUGGGUCUUCAUCCCAACACCAAUGAGAAGGUUAUUUUAAAGUGCGGCCCUUAUGGGUAUUAUGUUCAGCUUGGUGAGGACAAAAAAGGUCACUUACCAAAACGAGCAAAUGCAGCUCAUAUAAAGGAUGUGAGUUCUAUUACGCUUGAAGCUGCUCUCGAGUUAUUACGCUAUCCUCUGACACUGGGAACCCACCCUGAAGAUGGGCAGCCUGUGACCUUGAAGCUUAGUAAGUCUGGAUUUACGGUUCGACAUCGCCGCACAAUGGCUACUGUUCCAAAGAACACUGAACCAAGUGAGGUUACUUUAGAGAGAGCAAUGAAACUCUUGUCUGGCAAAAAUGUGAGAUUGUGUGGCAGACCUAAGAGGAUCAAGCCAACAGUAGAUGUGGAAUCAGAAGGAGAUGAAGAAGUUGUGGAAGUGAUGUAAUCUCUAACCCACGACAGAGAAACCUUUGGGCUAUAUACAAUUGGUUCGUGAGUUUAUACGAAUAAGGAGCAUUAGCUUUAUUUGAAAAUUCUUUUUGGUAAGCAGAGUAAUAAACUUAAGAUUGGAUACCAUUGUAGAAUUACAACACAUUUGUUAAUGAUAUGAAACUUUCAUUA